Hydractinia symbiolongicarpus is the source of this 1210-nucleotide messenger RNA. RefSeq names its product formin-A-like. The record is from RefSeq and is a predicted model, not a curated record. NCBI's taxonomy places the organism in Eukaryota, Metazoa, Cnidaria, Hydrozoa, Anthoathecata, Hydractiniidae. The transcript is spliced from 6 exons. Bases 13 to 1092 code for a protein of 359 amino acids.
GGUAAAACAAUAAUGAGUUAUCCCACUCAACCAAGAGGACAAUAUCCACCACCUGGUGCACCUGGACAGUAUCCACCCCCAGGAGCUUCCGGCCAGUAUCCACCCCCAGGAGCUCCUGGUCAGUAUCCUCCACCAGGAGCUCCAGGACAGUAUCCACCUCCUGGUGCUCCUGGACAGUAUCCACCCCCAGGAGCUCCUGGCCAGUAUCCACCCCCAGGAGCUCCUGGCCAGUAUCCACCCCCAGGAGCUCCUGGCCAGUAUCCACUCCCAGGAGCUCCAGGUCAGUAUCCACCACCAGGUGCUCCUGGACAAUAUCCACCUCCUGGACAAUAUCCACCCCAAGGAGUUCCAGGUCAGUAUCCUCCACCAGGUGCUCCUGGACAGUAUCCUGCCGCUGUCCCACCUGGACAUUAUCCAGCUCCUGGGAUGCAGCCAGCCCAAACAUCAGGAUGGGAUGCUGAAGAUUCUGAUUCUGAAGACCACAUUAGAUCAAAACAUGAGAGAGUUCCAGUUACCGUAAAAUUUGUCAACAAAACAAACCAGAAGAUAUCUUUGUACUGGAUCAAUGAGAAAGGAAAAUUUAAGAAGAUGGAAAAAUUAAAAGAAGGUCGUAUUGAAGUGAUAAAGACAUUUGAAACACAUCCUUUUACUGCUGAGGGAAAGACAGGUCGUGACCCUGUUAUCAAUGGUAAUAUUGUAUUUUUUCCACAGCCUUAUCCUGGUGGACACGGUGAGGUGACAGCAGAGAUUAUGUUAGGCCCAAAGGAACCAUCGAGUCUUCGCUCAGCAGCUACUGGUCAUCCUACCCGUGUAAAGUUCUCCAAUCGAACUCACAUGUAUGCCACAUUGAAAUGGAUCGAUCCACAGGGUAAAGAACACAAAGUAAAAGACAUUCCACCUAAAAAAGCCUGGGUAACAGAUUCGUGUGAGGGUCAUUAUUUUAUUGCAUGUGAGCAAGGCAGAGAACAUGAAAUUCUUGAUUUAAAUUAUGGCUGGUUUCAUUUGGUUCAGCGAACAGCAAAUCCCCAGCAAGUUCGAAAAAUUUUGAUUACAGAACCAAUGGAUGACAGUUCGAGCAGCAGUUCUGGUUAGAUGAUCAAUCAAAGAAUGUUAAUGAACAAUCACUUUUUUAUAGAUGCUUUCUAAUUUAUGUUCUUUUAUUAAAAUUCUUGGGAAAACUUAAUAAAUUUAAUUUGUAUAUUUUGAAUGA